Molecule: messenger RNA, 5671 nt
Organism: Ipomoea nil (Japanese morning glory)
Lineage: Eukaryota; Viridiplantae; Streptophyta; Magnoliopsida; Solanales; Convolvulaceae
Exons: 3
Coding region: 481-5361 (1626 amino acids)
Source: RefSeq, a predicted model, not a curated record
AAGGAAUGCAUCAGUUUUUGUGUGUCAGCUGUCUUUAAUCUAAUGGAUCACAAACAUUCUUGGUGUGAAAUGGACUCGAUCAAGCUAUAGCCCUUCUGAAGAUACACAGCAUAGAGUGGCAAAAAGGAAAGGGACUGGGUGAAAAAGAAAGAAAAGGGUCCAACUUUUUCUUUUUUUCAUUUUCUUUCCUUCCUCACCUCUCUCUCUUUCAUUGAUUCCCUCUUCAAUCUGAAGUCAUUUACACAAUUCAACACUCAAAGCAUUGAACCAGAACAUAGAAAUACCCAUAGCUUUAACCCUUUGCAGAGGUGAAGAAUUUUUCUUCAUACUGAGCUGCUAUUCUGCUUUGGCUUGAAAGUCUUUUUUUGUUUGUUUGUUUGAUGGUGAGAUAGUUUGUCUGUUCAGUUUGAGAUUUUUCAGAUUUUUGAGAAGUAAAGUUGCGAUAAAGCUAGAAAGGGGGGAUAAGAAGAAGAAGAAGAAAUGGGUGUUCAACUGCAAGAUAUUGGAGUUCAAAUGAGGAAAGUUUUGAUCUUUUCAACUAGGGCAUGUUAUAAAUUUGUUUGCAAUCAUCCAAUCCUAGUGGGUUUGCUUUGUUUUUUGGCAUUACUGUACAGAUCAUUUCCUUUUGUGUUUUCUGUAUUGUUGUCUCUAUCUCCUGUUCUUGUAUGCACUGCUGUUCUCCUUGGCACUUUAUUAAGUUUUGGCCAACCAAACAUACCUGAGAUUGAAAGGGAAGAGAAAACAGUUCAUGAUAUAGUAGUGCCUCUGAAAACUGGGGUUUUGCUAGAUGCUACUGUGGUUGAGAAGGAUGAUGAGAGCUAUUCUGUGGAUAGAUACACCACCAAAGAGACGGAUACGGUGGAUCAGUUGAUUGAGGAGCUGGGUUUGGGUGUUAAUAAACUUUGCGAGGUUGAAAGGGGUGAUAGUUUUGGUGAUGAUGCACCACUUCUUGGAAACAAAUCUCGGGAAAUUGAAUUGGAGAGUAGGAUGUUUUUGGAAGGAGGAAGAGAGUUGUACGAUUUGGGAUCUGAGCAGAAGAAUGAAAAGAUUGAGGAGAGGCUUGAUGAUGGGGAAACUUUAGAUCAUCAGUACUCUCCACUUCCUAAUGUGGAUGAUGAGAAUCUUGAAUUUGAUAAUGCAAAAUCUGUUGAUUCCUUUGACUCUAGGACGGUGAAUAUUGGUUCUCCUGUUAUAGAUAGGGAGAUUUUAGAUCGCCAGUACUCUCCAAUUCUUAACUUGGAUGAUGAAAAUCUUGAAUUUGAUAAUGAUAAGUCUGUGGAUUCCUUCGACUCUAAAAUGGUGAAUGUUGAUUCUCCUCCUGGUUCGCCAUUGAAACAAGAGGAGGAGGAGGAGGAGGAAGAAGAUGAUGAUGAGAGUUUGGAUUCAGGUUCAGAUAGAGCAGAGAGCUCCUCCCCAGAUGCUUCAAUGGCUGACAUUAUCCCGAUGCUUGAUGAGCUUCACCCUCUUUUAGAUGAAGACACUCCACAACCGAUUAAUCUGUUGCAUGAUGGUUCUGAUGCUGCUUCAGAGCGUUCAAAAUCUUGUGAAAGUGAUCAGGAGUCUGAUGAUGGGACUGAAAACCAAGAAGUAGAAGCUGCAGGUGAUGAGAAAGAAACAACUAAAGACAAACAAGAACGAACAGAAUCUGCAAUUAAAUGGACAGAGGAGGACCAGAAGAAUCUCAUGGACCUGGGAAGCUCGGAGCUUGAAAGGAACCAACGGUUGGAAAGCCUCAUUGCCAGGAGAAGAGCUCGGAAGAGCAUGAGGACAAUGGUUGAAAGGAAUUUGAUUGAUUUAGAAAGUUUCGAUCUUCCAUUCAAUAUUGCUCCCAUUUCAACUGCACGGAAUAAUCCUUUUGAUCUUCCUGGUGAUCUUCCUGGACUGCCACCAAUUCCUGGCUCUGCUCCAUCCAUUUUACAACCUAGGAGAAACCCUUUCGAUCUUCCUUAUGACUCAAGUGAAGAGAAGCCCGAUCUUAAGGAAGACAGUUUCCAACAAGAGUUCAAGACGUUUCCCAAAGAGUCAUUCUUCAGACGCCAUGAAAGUUUUAAUGUACGCCCAUCAUUAUUUGGUCCAAGUCGGCAUGAGAAAAAGGAUAUCCUCUUGAGACCUUAUUUUGUUCCAGAAGAAAUGGAUUCAGAAGGAUCAAGCUACUCACGGUUUCAAAGACAAUCAAGUGAACUUAGUGACUCAAGAGUAAGUUCUAUUCCUGAAACUGAGUCAGUGGCCUCGGCUAUUGAUCUGGAAGACAAGAGCCUCAUUAAAGAAGAAACAGAAGACAAGAACCUUAGUGAUGAAGAUCUGGUGAACAAAGACCUAAUUUACAAGCAUAGCUCCGAGGAUCAAGCUCUGAUAUCUGGGGAGGAGGAGCAUACUUCCAGGGAUGUCGGACAUGGAAGCCAAUCUUCUGAGGUGAAAUGGGAGAGUGAGGAAAAUCAUCACAGAGUGGAACCAAGUUUGAUGCAGGAAGGAUAUGUUGCCAAAGCUUUGGAUCUCACUGUAACAGAAAUUCAUUCAAAACCAGAAUCUUUAGAACGGCAUAGUAGUCACUCAAGCUCCUCAUCGCUUUCAGAAGAAGGUGAAAAGAUAUUUGAUGAGAGUGAAACCCAUUGGCUAUCGGGUUUGGGAGAAAGAAGGGAUCAUUCUGAAAGUGUUAUUUCAAGAGAGGCUUCAUUAGGAGGGGCAGAUUUUGAUAUCAGAGGCACUUCUGUAGAUGAGAAUCAAUACUGGGAGCCUGUUUAUGAUUUAAGUCCCACUCCACUCAAAGAAAUUUCUUCAUCCUCAGUUGCUCCAGAUGUGCAUGUGGAGUCUGAUAUGGGUUUAUCAUCAGUAUUAGUCGAUAGAACCCUUUCUCCUCCUGAAAUGGAAGCUGUGGAGAGUGGCCAGGAAAUCGAAAACUCACAACCAGGAGAAGAAGAUGAAUUGAUAUCAGAGGAUGCUAUGCUUUUAAAGAAUACUGAAGUUUCAAAUUUGGAGUCAUCUGAAAACUGUGAAGUCUCGUUUUCUGGUGUUCCAGUAGUGACCGAAGGUGUUGUCAGAGAGGAUUCCCUGGACUCAAAAGCAUCUGUUAACACUUCUGCUGAUCAAAAUAUUCUAGAUCAAGGUAUAGAUCUGUUUGAAAACGAAGAACAUUCUUCAACUGCCGUUCAGGUUUCACUUGUUCAACCUUAUACAAAUUUUGAGAAUCCAUUGCUGGGGGAUAAUCAAAUUGACAUGGAAGUAGCGGGUAUUCAUCUGGAGCACAAUGGCGUUCACUUAUCAAAUCUUGAUCCUCUUAGUGAGGGGCCAAUUUCUCCACAAUAUCAAUGUAGCUCUACAGAAAAAUCAUUUUCUCAAUCUGACAAAGAGUUGCCGCCAUUGGAUUGCAAAGACCACUCAGAAAUGCAGGAGCCACCACUUAUCGUGAUGGAAUCAGUUGAAGAGGCAAGCAGCAUGGGCCAAUUAAAUGUCUUAGGAUUCAGAGGUCUCGACUGUGAGGCUCAACCAAUCACUGCCGCUCCCUCAUCUCCUCCAUUUGCUUCGAUACUCCACAAGGUUGAUGAAGUGCAAAAUGAGAACCAUAUUGAUGCCUCGAAAAGCCACCAGUUUUUCACGGAAGCAAUUGAGUUUCGUGAAAAUGUGCAAUAUAUAGUUGAAGACACGGAUGGCAUCGAGGAAAUUGAUGAAGGGAUACUAUCUGAAUUAGAUGCAGUUGGCGACUUCAGCAUCAACGAAUCAAUUUCGAGCUUGAAUGAGUUUGACAGUGGCAUCGAUUCCAGUGGAGUAAGUGUUCCUGUUGUACAUAAUGGUGGCUCUUUUGAUCCAUUGUUUCUUGAAGAGGACUCCAUAUAUGUUCAUGGAAAGAUAUUUGCCGAGCAGUCUGAGAACCUAAAUGCAUCUAUGGAUGAACAGGUAUACAAAAAUGAAGAGAAAACUCCUGGCAUAAGCCUUAAGGAAGAUGUUGAUUCAUCUAGCACUGGAUUUGCCGAAAGAGAAUUCCAGGAAUCAUGGGAUCGUGAAUCAGCAAAAGAAGAGCCAUUGCUGACGGGCAAUGAUUGGGAACCUCACAGGGUCAAUCUUGAUUCAAAUACCGAGGAAACCAACCCUGGAAUGCCUCUAGUUGAAGCUCAAUCGCUGGAAGAUUUAGAAUCUAUUUAUGAGCAAGCCAUAUUAGAAUCCGUGGAACCUCAAGAAGUUCAGUUGCUUCAAAAUUCAAACACAGAAGAUAUCAGCCCAGGAUUGCCUUUAGUUGAAGCAAGUUCGGUGAAAGAUUUAGAAGCUAUUUAUGAGCAAGCCAAAUUGAGCUCCAUGGAAACCAAGGUGGGGCUUGGACCGUCCGAGUUGAAUCAAAAUUCAAAUACUGAAGAUGCUGACCCUGGAAUGCCUUUAGUUGAAGCAAACUCAUUGAAAGAUUUAGAAUCUAUUUAUGAGCAAGCCAUAUUGGACUCCAUGGAGACCAAUUUGGUUCUUGAGCUGUCCGAGUUGAAUCAAAAUUCAAAUGCUGAAGAUUCUGACCCUGAAAUGCCUUUGCUUGAAGCAAGCUCGGUGAGAGAUUUAGAAUCUAUUUACGAGCAAGCCAAAUCGAACUCCUUGGAGACCGAGGUGGUGCCUGGGCUGUCUGAGUUACCUCAAGAAGUUCGGUUGGAAGAAGCGGAUACAGAUUCUGGAAUGCCAGUAGUUGUAGCACAAAGCAUUGAAGAUCUUGACUCUGCUUUCCGGCAAAUAGACAGUAAAGAAAGUGAGAAACACGAUCUUCUUGAUCCUUCUCAUACUGAUUCUGGAAUGCCAUUACCUGAAGUGCAGAGUAUUCAAGAUACUGGCUCAGGAUUUGAUCAAAUAGGGGCCUCUGGCGAAUCUGAGAAUUCUAAGAAUGUGAAACUGCAAGAACAUUCAAGUUUGAUAGAGAACGAGAUCAAAUUCGAAGCUAGAUCCACUGAAGAUACUAAUUCAGAUCAUUUUCAACUCCAUGAAAGCGAUGCUGAGAGACACAUUCUUCGCGAUUCUCUUGUUGGGGAUGCAGAUGCACUCGAGUCAUUGCACGUGGGAGCCCCCUCCCAUGACUCGGCCUUAAAGCAAGAAACAGAAGAGAAACCAAUGAAGUCUUCGAGUUCGAGUUCUCAAGAUGCAUUAGUUGAAGCCACACAUAACGUUGAAGUAGGGGACUCAUCCAAGGGUACAUCAAGUGUUAAAGAUCAUGAUUUACCAGAAGAUGGCAAUGGCGGUACUAAAAAGCUGAACUUUGAAGUCGAUAAGUCUGAAGAUUCGGACUUUACAACAUCUGCUGAAAAGGGUGAUCAAGAAACUCCUGAAGGUGAUAGUUCAAGUGCAAUGGAUGUCAAAGCCAAGAAAGAGGAGUCCCCAGGUGACUCUCAUAAGGAAUGAGAAAUGGUAAUGAAUCUUUCUGGGUAAAUGGAAGAGUGAAGUUUGAUUUUUUUUUAUUUUUUUUUUUUCAUUUUAUAUAGGCUAGUCUCUUAAUUUGUUGAUUUUUUGUGUUCUGUUCAAUGGUGCUUGGGGUAGUUUGGCUGUUUUGGAGUGAGUUCUUCCAAGAUCCAAUUUCCAUUUGAUUUUUUUUUUUUAAUUAUUUGUAUGGCGAUUUUUGAGAGGAAAGUUGAUUUGAUUUGGUGCUGUAUACAGUAUACUGUUAAUUUUAAUGUAAAGUGAGUGUUUGAGUAUUGAAAAUUUUGUUUUGUUU